GGCCUGCCGGGGUGGGGGAGUAUAUUAGCCCCUCAAGGUUUGGACCCCCAAUCAUCCUCUAGCUGUCUUGGCCCAGUAAGGUGGGCUGCCCCACGCCUCGGGGUGGGAACGUCUGUCCCCUGAGGCCUUUCCCCACCUCCUACAGCCUGGAAGUUCUUAACUCCCAAGUCAUCGCCCACAGCAAGAUUCUUACGGCCUUCAGCUAGUCGGGAGUUUCCCGUCUCUAUGGUGACAGAGGACGCAGGAAGCAGGACUGCAACACUUGGAUGGCAUUCAGCACCUGCACCAGUAGGCUGGCUGGGAUUUCAAAGGUCCCCAUGGGGACACCGCCCUCCCCACCCCACACCCCACCCCCGCCACAGGACCUGCCCUGAGCUCUGAUUCCCAGGGCCUCGGCCUGUGUGCUGUUUCUAGAGUGAGAUGCAGUGCAGAGCUGCUCAGAUGAGACGUUAAAACCUGGCUGCACAGUGUUGAACCCAGGGCCUCAUGCAUGCUAGGAAAACGCUUUUCAACUCAACUAUAUUCCCAGCUCAAGGUCCGCAUUCUUAAUUAACCCCAUCAGUAUGCACAGUCUGGCAAGAACUGAAUCAGUAAAGAGAACUCUGCUGCUUUAAAACCAGUACCCACUAAUAGGUACUAAAUAGUACCCUGAAUUAAUAUUAUUGCACCUCCUCAUAACUGAGUCCAUGGGUGCAGCCUUCAAUAUAAAGAAACAAAAAUAUGGACCCUUGACUAUGGAAAUUGGAAAUUGAGUCUCUCUGUAGUGGCUCUGAACUCAACUCGCUAGGGUCACUUAGGAUAAAAAGCCUUUAAGAUUGUUGGAGAAGCCGGGCGGUGGUGGUGCAUGCCUUUAAUCCCAGCACUCGGGAGGCAGAACCAGGUGGAUCUCUGUGAGUUCCAGGCCAGCCUGAUCUACAGGGCAAGAUCCAGAAAGGCACCAAAACUACACAGAGAAACCCUGUCUUGAAAAACUAAAAACAAAACAAAACAAAAAGAUUCUUGGAGAAGAGCGCACAACAGUGUUUUCUGGAUUUCAAGGGCGAGGCAUGUUUUGUGCUGGAUUUCAGCUUAAGUUACUGUUUUCAGAAACCAAGUGGAACCGAACACUAUAAAACAAUGCCAAGAGCAAAGGAAAGAAAACAAAAACCCAAAGGGGCUCCCCCAUCGGUGGUUCCGGUUCUUCAGAAGUUCCUGAAGACGUAUCAGAAGUACUGCGUACAGUCUCGGACAUCCCCGUGUCCCGCCAUCCAAAGGGACCUGAAGAGCAGCAUUGACAGAGAGCAGGUCCUCAGGAGGUUCAUGCUGGUAAGAGCUGGUGAUGCCUCCGUAAGCAGCCCGCCUGUGUCCUUGGAGCCUUUGCUCAUGGCCAUUCGAGAUGAGAGCUACGUGCUGGGGAAGGAGAUCUGUGUCUGGGGCCUCCAGCUGACCAACCCCGAGAUCGCCAGGCUCGCUUUGUUCCUGGAGUCGAAGGGGCACACCACUUGCCCAGUUACCACCCUGGAGAUCAUUAAUUGCAAGAUGGACCUGUGGUCCCUGGGACGACUUGGGAAAGCUUUGCAGUUCAGCGGUUUGCAGUUGCUGGUCCUUGAUUACUGCAAGUUUGGAAAUGAAGAACUCGAGAGUAUCUUCUCGGGCCUGGAGACCAACCAAAGGCUCCAAGGCCUCAGUCUGCGCUACUGUGGCCUGGGGCCUCAGAGUGGCCCGAGGCUGGGCUCUGUCAUCAGCCAGAGUGCCAUCUGCGAGCUGCACCUGGAUGGAAAUUAUUUGCAGUGUUCUGGGACUCUGGCCCUCCUCAGACCCAUAGCAGAAUAUGCAGAGAUGCAGGGGAAGGCCCAGCCCACCUCGGCAUCACCACACGCCGGAAAUCCCACUCUGCUUCCCCAAGUGUGCCGGGGAGGAAGCUCAACUCUGAGCCAGAUUGCAAAAUCUUCUGAAGCUGUAACGGUGCAAAGGACCUCACAGAGGAAAAGGGGGAAAAGAGGAAUCAGGAAAAAGGCUCACCGACCGAUGGAAGCCGGCCCUUGGGUAGCGACGCUGCAUUUGGCAGAUAACAGCAUUGAUGGGACAGGAACAGACGGGGAGCAAUUGCCGGAACUCGCGCGAACCUUAACCUGCCUGAUCAAAUACUCUACGCACUUAAGGGAAAUUGACCUUGGAAACAACGUCCUGGGAGAAACGGCUGCAGUCGCCAUCCUGGAAGCACUGAGAGCCAGGAAGGCAGGUAAACUACCACCCUUAAAAGUCACAGUCACUCCCAGAAUCUCUUCGGACACCUUCACAUCUAUUUGGAAACAUAGCAAGAAAUCUAAUAAAACCAGUAAAAAGAAGAAAAAGGCUCAGCGAUCACUGUGGAAGCGGGGUAGAAAGACUGUAAGGGCCAGAGGCAGCGGACGACCACAAGGAAACUGUUUUCCAGGCACAGCAGGGAAGAAGCUGCACAUAUUAACUCCUAACAGCUGUGCCCAGCACUGUGCAAGCUCAAGCCGCACGAAAUCCUAGCAUGGAGAGAGGAGGCAAAAAACUGAAUACAGAUGCUGUAUUUGCAAAUGGAUGUCACCUAUCUCCAUGGCCACACAGACCUAUUUAGGAAGACACUGCUUGUCAUGCAUAAACAUUUUUAAUUGCCAUCAAUCCCCUUUCGGGUUCUAAAAUUCAUUAAGACCACUCAGCAGGGCCUAUCCUGUCCCACAAAUCAGUUUCUUUCUUUUUUUAAAUUUUUCGAGACAAACAGCUCAGCUCUGGCUAUGCUGAAACUAGCUCUGUAGACCAAGCUGGUCUUGAAAUCACAAGGAUCCGCCUGCCUCUGCCUCCUGAGUGCUGAGACAAAAGGUGUGUGCCACCACUGCCCGGCACAAAUCAGUUUCUAAACUAUGGGUUUCAUUCUGUCCCUGUUGCCACUAAGUCACCAGGAGGAGGCCAAGGCUUCACUGGUAACAUCAUGACUAAGGAAGUCAUUGCUGCUAGAGUCCCUCUUAUCCAAAAUGGCCUUGCAUGGGGAAAGAGCUACCACGCCCAUCUUUCUCAGUAAUAUCCAACUUUGAUGAGCCUAUGCAUGUUAAGGUUGUGGAGGCCCCUUGUGCUGGGCACCAACUUGAUUGAAGGUUUAUAACUGGGGGGAGGGGAGGGCAAAACAACUUGACCACACGACUGCCAUGACAGGCUUAGAGGCCCAGACACAGCUUCUGUGACAGGCAACACCUGGAUCCAGGAAAAGCCAUAAGCUGACCCCAUCCAGGACCCACCUAGGGAUGGACCAGUAUCUAAGGGGAAGUACCAAACAUCCCAAAACAUUCCAACCCUUAGAUAAGAUUAGAUAAGAUCACCAGAUGUCCCCGAGUCUAGCACACACCUAUUUCCCUUUUAGAGAUACCCCUAGACAAAUGUCAGCCAAUUAGGGUCCUGAACCCUGGAAAUCCCCCCACCCCAACCUCUGCUAUGAUAAAGACCCCACCCUGCCUGGGCUCUGGGCUCUCUGACCUCACUGCUGAGUCUUCAUCAGACAGAGAGUCCAAGCUCUGAGCUUGAAAU
Molecule: messenger RNA, 3528 nt
Organism: Peromyscus maniculatus bairdii (prairie deer mouse)
Lineage: Eukaryota; Metazoa; Chordata; Mammalia; Rodentia; Cricetidae
Source: RefSeq, a predicted model, not a curated record